Melopsittacus undulatus (budgerigar) is the source of this 1024-nucleotide messenger RNA. It is a transcript of the gene PRL, whose product is annotated as prolactin. Gene Ontology annotation, molecular function: hormone activity. Gene Ontology annotation, cellular component: extracellular region. Lineage: Eukaryota; Metazoa; Chordata; Aves; Psittaciformes; Psittaculidae. Gene Ontology annotation, biological process: positive regulation of cell population proliferation; response to nutrient levels; positive regulation of receptor signaling pathway via JAK-STAT. The record is from RefSeq and is marked provisional.
AAGUAUUGAGACUUCUUUCCGGUAGAGCAAGUCAUCAUACAGGAUCUCUGCCAUGAGCAAUAAGGAGGCUUCACUGAAAGGUUUGUUCCUGGCAGCCCUUCUGGUGUCCAACAUGCUCCUGACAAAAGAAGGAGUGACUUCCUUACCAAUCUGUCCCAAUGGAUCUGUCAAUUGCCAAGUUUCCCUUGGGGAACUUUUUGACCGAGCAGUUAAACUUUCACACUACAUUCACUUCCUCUCUUCAGAAAUGUUCAAUGAAUUUGAUGAACGCUAUGCUCAGGGCAGAGGUUUUAUUACAAAAGCUGUUAAUGGCUGCCACACUUCCUCCUUAACCACCCCUGAAGAUAAGGAGCAAGCUCAGCAGAUUCAUCAUGAAGACCUGCUGAAUUUAAUACUGGGAGUGCUGCGGUCCUGGAAUGACCCCCUGAUCCAUCUGGCCUCUGAAGUACAAAGAAUCAAAGAAGCUCCAGAUACCAUCCUCUGGAAGGCUGUAGAGAUCGAAGAGCAAAACAAGCGUCUUCUAGAAGGAAUGGAGAAAAUAGUAGGGCGGGUUCAUUCUGGUGAGAUUGGAAAUGAAAUUUACUCUCCAUGGGAAGGCCUUCCUUCCCUGCAACUCGAUGAUGAGGACUCCAGACUCUUUGCCUUUUACAACUUGCUGCAUUGCCUCCGCCGAGAUUCCCACAAAAUUGACAACUAUCUCAAAGUUCUGAAGUGCCGCCUAAUACACGAUAGCAAUUGUUAACUACUCAUGGGCCUGAUCACUUACCAAAAUCAUUCAUCAUGAUGUUCUUGUUGCUUUGCCACUUUUCAUUGCAAACUUUAUGAAAAGUCACACUUCACAGUAUCAGAAACAUCAGUACUUUUCAGACAUGUUAGUGUAAAUUCUGGCUACAACAAUUAGGAUCAUUUAUCUUGGUGUUUAAAAUGUUAUAAAUACUUGUAUGACAAGAAUACACUUUUGUGUCUAAUCUCCUCACCUGGUAGAAUUUCAGUGGUAAUCAGAUAAUGUAGAUAAAAAAAAAAA